UUCAUUGAACAUUUCUGUCUCGUUUCUUUACCCUGUGACAUGUUCUGCUUUGUCCCGACAGGAAGUUCAGCUGAGCGACGAGUCUUCGACCGUGCGGUCAACAAACUGAACUCAGCGCAUGAUCAAGCAGGUGCUGCAGAAACGGAGCCGCUGAAGUUGGAGAUGAAAAUUGAAAAGAUCAGGGUGCAGAUCGGUCAGGACAUUCAUCUGAGGCUGACGUUGGUCAACAAAGAUCCCAGCAGCAGGACUAUGUCCCUCUUCAUCAAUGCCCAGGGAAAGAGGUACAACGGAGCAACAGCAUUCCACAUCCUGAACACAAGGGAGGAGAAGCUGCUGCCCUCAGGACAAGAGGUGAUCCUCCCGAUCCAGAUUCCCUUCCUGACCUACAGUCAACACAUGGCCAAGUGUGACAGCAUCAAGGUUAUAGCCGUGGCCAUGGACAAGAACAAUCCUAACGACGUCUUUGAGACGGAGACUAACGUCUCCAUGCAGUAUCCGGCCCUCUCUAUGAAGGUUUUGGGCGAGGCGCGUCUGUUCCACAAGAUGACGAUGGAGGUGAUGAUCACUAACCCGCUCAGUGUCCCGCUGAGAGACUGCUGCAUGACGCUCACAGGCAGUGGCAUGUACAAGUUUACCUCAUUGGAGAGUAAAAUCCAGGAGUUGGGGCCGAACUCCACAUGGAGGCUGAUAAUCGUUUCAACGCCGUCCAAGCUCGGGCCGAGGAUGGUGGUGGCCGACUUCGACUGCAGCGCCUUCAGAGACGUUGUGGGCAGCUGCGUUAUCCACGUCAGUCCCUGAAGCUCCGCCCAUGUGUUGAUUUAACAAACAGGAACUCGUCACAUAUAAUUCAUGCUGUGGUUUUAUGGGAGUGUUUUUUUAUGGGUUUAUUUUAUAGAUGAAUGGUGAAAAUUGUCUGAAUCAAUCAAAUGUUUCUGUUUUUCUGCUGUUUGUUUAGUUUCAGCUUGAAAAACCUCAGAAAUGAUUAUUUUCUUUUGUAUGUUGAUUAUUCAUCCACUUUAUGUUUUGGGAAUAUUGAGCGACAACAGGGACGAAGUCUUUUUAAUGAAACUUAACAUCAGUUGUUACUUUGACUUUAUAACGUUCUGAAUAUUUUGGGCUGAAUGUGAAACACCCAGUUUUUAUUGAAGCUCAUCGAAGGUCAAACGUUUAAUUUGUAGAAAUGUUGAAUGUGAUUAUUAUAAAGAAAUGGAAUCCAUGGCAACAGUCUGUGAUACCAGCUGAUUAAGUGAUCAAUACAAAUGUUUCUUACACUUUUACAGUUUUCAGUGAUUCUGUCUUAGUCAAGACAAGUCAAAGUCUUAAUUUACCCAGAAUUCAAGCUAAAUGCACGACUAUGGGCGGCGGCCAUCGUGUUGAUGUUGGCAGACUCAGGGUUGAUAAAUAUAAUAUACUAAUGUUCCUUCACACAGAAUUCAGUCAGAG
Messenger RNA from Paralichthys olivaceus (Japanese flounder), 1443 nucleotides. Lineage: Eukaryota; Metazoa; Chordata; Actinopteri; Pleuronectiformes; Paralichthyidae. The record is from RefSeq and is a predicted model, not a curated record.